Danaus chrysippus (African queen) is the source of this 1845-nucleotide messenger RNA. Lineage: Eukaryota; Metazoa; Arthropoda; Insecta; Lepidoptera; Nymphalidae. The record is from the annotation of a GenBank genome assembly.
AUGCUAGAACUGUCGUGCAAUUUACAUUCAUUAGAAAAGAAAAUUGAGUUUAAUGAUUCCAUUAUAACAUGUAGUACCAACAGUCCUAUACCAAAAAAGUGUUUACGUCAGUAUGUUUCAAAGGGUAUUAGAAAUUCGGAGUUAUUAGAAAUGAUGACAAAUCCAGCACUAUGGCCUCACAGCAAGCAAAUAACAAAAGAAUUGACGGAUAUUGUUCAAUUUGAUUGGUUACCUCAAGAUUUAAUAAUUCAUAGUGAAAGGUUAGUAUCAAUAUUGAACAGUGUCGGUAAUGUGGAACUUUAUGUACAGAAGAGGUUGAAAUGGGACUGUAUAGCCGAUGUAUCAUUACUAAUGAAUAAAUACCUACUUAAUGAGAAUAAUAUGGAAGUACCAAAGGAGUUUAAUGAGUUAAAGCAGUAUGUUUACAAAAUAGAGACCUCUGCAAUUGGUUGGUGUCCACAUUCAAACAAUGAUAACACCUGUUACUUUGUAACUGCAAUGAAAAGUGCCCGUUUAAUAUUUUGGCUACUUACAUUAGGUAACGAUAUUUCCAUACAGUACUGUGGAGAAAUUGAGCAGGAAUACAGUGCUAUAAUAUCGAAAAUUUAUUGGCUAUCAUUACAGAAUUCAUUUCUACUGGUUACUUGUAAUGAACUCGGACAAAUAGUAGCUUAUGACUGCUCGAUUGAAGACAAUAAGAUAAAAAAUACUCAAACCAAAGUCUUGUGGCCUCAUACAGACAAAAUGGUGCCAAUAUCAUUCCAUUAUUACUUAUAUGAUGACAAAAUUAUAAUCCUAUUUAAUAAACAUAGGCAUUUUCUUGUACAAAUGUUCGACAGAAAUAUGGAACUUCUAUCACAGUAUGUAGAAUCGGUAAAUGAUUUUAAAAUUGUUUGCAUUACACAAAAACAUAAUGUAUUCUACUUGUGUACUGAGAAUGUUAAAAUGUAUACAAUAGAUAUAUGUAUUGAUGAUAAAAAGUUAAAUGUGGUGUUAAAUGAAAUCAAGAUAAAAGAUAUGUAUCCCGGACAUGAAUUGUGUAGUCUCGCGAUAUCUGAGAACAAAGCUCUGUAUGCAUUAGCCAUGGUGGACCAGAGAGUGCAACAUAGAAAAUUGCAGCUAAAAGUAGACGUAGUACUUCUGUGUGCUGAAACCGAAAUUGAUGCACACAUCACAAAAAUUAUCCAAAACCCUGCAAAAACUUUAUCAAAUAUGUGGGACCAAAUCGAGGUUCUAAGACUUAAAACAAUGAAAACGAAAACAUUACCUAAAAUGGAUUAUAAAAAAUUAUUAAAAGAAGGGGAGAAGGAUGUCUACAAACUUAAAGUUUAUUAUGUGUUUCUAACUUUGUAUUAUAAUUUGCAAAAGUAUGUAGUGAAAAAACGUAAAAGAUUACUACCUGAAUUAUCUAUUGAUAAAAUAAAAACCCAUAUUCUCAAAUUUCAAGCUAUAAAAACAUUGACCAGCUUAUAUGAAAGACUUCAAGACGGAAAAGAACUGAGUGAAUUCGAUCAACAAAGUUUCGACGGUUGUAAGAAGUUCAUUCAAUACUAUUGUGAAAAAUAUUCUAAAUGUAUAACUGAUUUAAUUCCACAGAAUAUUCUUAAUUCUGUGACCACAAAUAUACAACAUGUCUGUCAGUGUUGUGAUGAAGAACUAAUUGGUUUAACAUGUAAAUCUAACCAUUUAAAUAUGUUUUGUUCCCUAACAUUUACACCUAUUGUAGAAAUGAAUUAUCUUAUUUGUAAAGUAUGUGGUAUGACUGCACAAUAUGAAUUACACAAACUAAAACCUCUAUGUCCAUUAUGUGAUAGAUAUUUAAGUGACAGCUUACUGCCAUUAUAA